This is a messenger RNA of Etheostoma spectabile (orangethroat darter), 1697 nucleotides long. Its product is annotated as SAM pointed domain-containing Ets transcription factor. Gene Ontology annotation, cellular component: nucleus. Gene Ontology annotation, biological process: regulation of transcription by RNA polymerase II; cell differentiation. Gene Ontology annotation, molecular function: DNA-binding transcription factor activity, RNA polymerase II-specific; sequence-specific DNA binding. Bases 252 to 1223 code for a protein of 323 amino acids. The record is from RefSeq and is a predicted model, not a curated record. NCBI's taxonomy places the organism in Eukaryota, Metazoa, Chordata, Actinopteri, Perciformes, Percidae. The transcript has 6 exons.
GUCAUGAAGGCACCGUGUCCCGAAUACGUCAAACUGUUACUGCUACUGCUGCUUGGACCGGGAAUUAAACAAGGUGUGUUGAUAGUUGGAGUGGACAGAAGGGAUCCAGCUGUGAGCGAUACACACAGCACAUCCUCGCCUGAGGGCGGAACAGAUACAGUCUCCACAGGACCUUGACUUUAGUCCACACUCAGACAGCGGAACAGUGGAAACUCUAUCCUGAAUCCAACACUGACAAGUGUUAAACAACCAUGAGCAUGGGGAGUCCAGGCUGUGAACACACUGCACACUCACCUCUCUACAUCAGCCACACCCACACACAAACCAUGGCCUGGCUGGACAAGGCGGACGACGUCAAACCCCCCCGCGGCUUGUUGGGGCUGCCCGAGCUCAGCUGGCCGGGGGUCUACCUCCCCUGCUACGACAUAUUAGCCCUAGAGGAGAGCCCCUGGGUGCUGAGGAUGACGGAGGCCCCGGCUCCAGCCGCUCCUCCCUCCAGGACUCCGGAGCCGAACCAAGCCAAGCUCGGGCAACCCCAGGACCCCCCCUCUGGGAUGGAGGGUCAGGUGGAGGAGCGCAGUCUGGAGCAGGUCCAGACCAUGGUGGUGGGGGAGGUCCUGAAGGAUGUCGACACGGCUUGCAAACUGCUGAACAUUGCGCCAGACCCCAUGGACUGGAGCUGUGUGCACGUUCAGAAGUGGCUCCUGUGGACCGAGCACCUGCACAAGCUGCCGCAGGUCAGCACCAUGUUUCAGGAGCUGAGCGGGAGGGAUCUGUGCUCCAUGACGGAGGCCGACUUCAGACAACGCUCCUCACAGUUUGGAGACAUGCUGUAUGCUCAUCUGGACAUCUGGAGAUCUGCUGCAGCGAUGAAGGAGCGCUGCCCACCAGACCACAGCAAAUCUGUAGCUGGUGAUAAUUCCUGGUCAGAUGUGGUGCGGAGCUACCCCAGCCAGCCCAUCCACCUGUGGCAGUUCCUCCGAGAGCUGCUCCUCAAGCCUCACAGCUACAGCUGCUGCAUCCGCUGGCUCAACAAAGAGAAAGGAAUUUUCAAAAUAGAAGACUCGGCUCUCGUGGCCAGGCUAUGGGGCAUGAGGAAGAACCGGCCGGCUAUGAACUAUGACAAACUGAGUCGCUCCAUUCGCCAGUACUACAAGAAAGGCAUCAUUCGAAAGCCCGACGUAUCGCGCAGACUGGUCUACCAGUUCGUCAACCCCAUAUGAUGACGGGGCUCGGCUGAGCCGAAGAGAAUGAGUCGAGGAGGAACCGAAGAUAUGCUGGACAUACAGUAGGAGGAACAUGAACUCUGGAGCUCGUUCAUUCAUUGUACUUGAUGUUUCAUUUCAAUUGUAAAGACUGCCUACUAAACGAUGCACUCCUGCCUAUAACAUAACAUAACAUCGCUCUACUUUAUUGUUCUUAAUAGUGAUUUUAUUUUUGUCUUUAUCACUCGUUUGAGAUGUAUUGUUUUUGGUGUGAUGUUUGGAUUCUAAAAAGGACACCCAUUCUUCAAACUAUGGAACAUUUGAAAGACAUGCUUAUUUGCUUUCUUGCCGUUAGAUGAGGUUUGAUCCCACUCUCGUACAUGUGAGUGGUAUAGAUCUUCUCAGCUGAGUCUUGGUGAGAAGCAAACGUUUGUCCCCCCCAAAAUGUCAAACUAGUCCUUUUAAUUUUGUUAAUCGCUUUUAAGUGUCAGA